UGAUGGAUACUCAAAGAAUGCUCUUCUCUUUAAACAAAUCUUUUGGAGGUUUUGGACGUGUAGUGUGUAUUUGCCUGUUAAUUCUGGCAAUUAGCACUGAUGCUUUUGCUCCUCGUUCCUUCUUAAAGCGUAGCGAUGAUAAGGAACCUUCUGCUGCCGAUGAAGCCCAAUCACAACAACAAAAAAUUCCAGCCAAACGUCUCUUUGCCCCACAAGAAAAUCUUUUCUUCCAGCAACCACAAGCAAAGCGUUUUGAACUUGCUGAUGGUUAUUAUGACUUCCCACAACAAAAACGUUUCGAUUUUCUCGACAGUUUUUAUGUGCCAGCUACUUAUGGAGGUUUGCCCGCCAAACGUUUUGAUUCUUUUGGUUAUGGACCUCGCCCAAUGGCAGCAUUUCUUUAA
Molecule: messenger RNA, 404 nt
Organism: Meloidogyne enterolobii
Lineage: Eukaryota; Metazoa; Nematoda; Chromadorea; Rhabditida; Meloidogynidae
Source: the annotation of a GenBank genome assembly